CGACUUCCUACUUCCCCCCCAAAAGCUGACACGCAUCCACCGGUCAGCUCGCCGCUUUGUUGUUCGUCCCCACCGCGGCAGCUCCACGUCUGCGGCCGCUGGCGCUGGUUUAUGCUCGGCUCUCUGCUCGGUAACGUGUCUCGCGGGGCGCAGAGCUUGUUGUACCGGCUGUCGCUGACGAUGAAGCCCCAGGUUGUGUUCGUCCUCGGCGGGCCUGGAGCCGGCAAAGGGACCCAAUGCUCCAAAAUCGUGGAGAAUUACAGCUACACCCAUUUGUCAGCUGGGGAUUUGCUGCGGGCGGAGCGAGCCCGAGAGGGGUCCGAGUUUGGGCAGCUCAUUGACAACUACAUCAAGGAGGGCAGGAUCGUCCCUGUGGAGAUCACCAUCAACCUGCUCAGGAAGGCAAUGGAAGAGACCAUGAAGAAAGACGAUAAAAAGUUCCGUUUCCUCAUAGAUGGUUUCCCUAGAAACGAGGACAACCUGACGGGGUGGAACACCGUUAUGGUCGACAAAGCAGAUGUCAAAUUUGUGCUUUUCUUUGACUGCAGUAACGAGGUUUGCAUCGACAGAUGUCUUGAAAGAGGGAAGAGCAGUGGACGCACUGAUGACAACAGAGAAAGCUUGGAGAAAAGAAUCCAAACCUACCUGCAGUCUACCCGACCAAUCAUUGAACUGUAUGAGAAACACGGCAAGGUGCGCACCGUAGACGCCUCUCGCUCCGUCGACAAGGUGUUCGCUGAUGUGAAAGCCGUCCUGGACAAAGAGGGUUGAGUUUCCCCGCGCUGCUAACAACAUUCACUUAAUCUACUUUAGUACCAUAAUACGUUUAUAUUUCUGUUCAUAUUACAGACAUUUUUCCUUUCGCUUACAUAAUUAUGGUAACAAGUUUCCAACUGUUUUGUAAAAUGCUGCACUGUUUGGUUGUGAGUGUGUGUACAAUACGAAUUGGUAUGAAUGAGAAGUAGAGUUGCCAAGCAGCUCCUGGGGAUCAAUUAGUUCAUGCUCAGAAGGGCUUGUUCAGCAUAGUUGGAGGCCUUUGCAAAGGCACAAAGUGUCUCAUAAUUUGCUUAGAUAGGCGCUUCAACUGUCAAUUUAAAGAUGGAUCUAGCAGUGAAAGAAAGAAACAUGCAUCAUAUCAUUGGAAGCAGCCAUGAUGCUUCAUACAACAUUGAAUAUCCAAUAGCCUCCAAAUAAAACACAUGAAACAUCUGUCUCAUGUUUAAUGGGAGGUACUGCUGGAGCAGGUGCUUUUAUGCCACUUAGAGUUGUCGGGUAGUUAUUAUGUUUGUGUUGUAGAUGACUUGAAUAUGAAUGAAUAUGUACUUUGACACAACGCCUUGGUGUGCGUAAUCAAAGCUAUGACAUGUGGGAUAAAUCAUAGAGAAAACAUGUAGAUGCAAAUCGUCAUUUUAAAUCUGCGCUGUACCCUCUUGAAAAAGUGUUUACUUUUAUCCCCAUGUUCUGCUCAAUUAAUCUGCCAUAUGUAGAAAAUACUAAGCACGUGUUUUGUACUUAAAUACAAUGGAAUUUGAGGUUUUUUUCUUUGUUUACCUUAUUUACUGUAGUGCAUUACCUUAAAAUAUAUAUAUUUUAAAUAAUUCUCUGUUGCACAAGUUUUAGAAAAUCACGAGACUGUGCAAAAUAGCUUUCAGCCAGCAGGGGGCGCUAAACCUCCUGGUAUAAUUCUGCAUGUUAUCUAAGUGUUUUUUUUAACUUGGAUUUUUACAAAGGAGAAAAAAAUACUUAUUCAACAAUAAACUUAUUACAAUAUCA
This is a messenger RNA of Gasterosteus aculeatus aculeatus (three-spined stickleback), 1773 nucleotides long. RefSeq names its product cytidylate kinase (gene cmpk1). Gene Ontology annotation, molecular function: ATP binding. Gene Ontology annotation, biological process: 'de novo' pyrimidine nucleobase biosynthetic process; pyrimidine nucleotide biosynthetic process. NCBI's taxonomy places the organism in Eukaryota, Metazoa, Chordata, Actinopteri, Perciformes, Gasterosteidae. The record is from RefSeq and is a predicted model, not a curated record.